UUAAAAUUAUCAAUGUUAUAUUUUGCUGGACAGAUAGAAAUUAAAAGGAACAAAGAAGAAGAUAACAACAAUUGUUGCGAAAAGUUAUACUCGUAUAAUGUAUAAUUAUUUUAGGAGAUGUCUGAUUGUUUCGACGAAGAUUCAUAGGAAACUUUCAAUGCAAGAAUCAAGCUACGAAAAUAUUUUAUCACCCAUGAUCAAUUACUAUGCGAAUUCUCAUCAUAUUUGGAAUAAUUUGGUGUAUAAAAAGUUUUAUUGUCAGAUUGCGAACAAUGAGAAGACUAAUGAGAUAAGUGUAAUGAAAAAUAAUGCGCAGCAGAAGCUUGAUGAAGUUCUUUCCAAUCUCGAAGACUUAAAACGUUAUCAAAUAUUAGAGUUAGAGAUAGAUGUAAUACGACAUGAUGCUGGGAAAGUUCCUGAAAAACUUAAACCAGAUGAUUGGUUGCUGUUGUUAAAACUACCGAGCAAAACACAAAGAAUAAAAUAUCUUUACUAUUUGUGGUGCAAUGAAACACACAAAAAAAAUCAGAAAAUGAAAAAGGAGUUGAAGAGGGCUAAAUGGCUUGCUGAGAAAGCAGAAGCAGAAGCUCAGCAGAAAGAGGAUAGUGAUGAAAUAAAAUAUGGACUCACAUAUAAUACAAUGUUUUUGCGUAUAAAUUCAACAACUAUGAACUAUUAUUAUAAUGCUAAAUUAAUUCAAGCCAUGAUGUUUGCACCAAAAGUUGUGUUUGAUUGCAGCUAUGAGAGCUAUAUGAGCUUUCGUGAAAUCCAAAAUUGUGCUAAACAACUAACUCUAUCUUUUGCUAACAAUCGUGCUCAUGUUGAUCCUAUGUGUCUUUAUUAUUGUAACUUGAACAAAGAUGGAUUGCUUAUGAAAUAUUUUCAACAAAAUAUCCCUACUUUAUUGAAUAACGAUUUUCCAGCAAUUGUGACAUCACAAUCUUAUUUAGAUUUGUUUCGGAAGGAUCAAUUAUUGUAUCUUACUCCACACUGUAAAACUGAUAUAACCGAAUAUGAUCCUGACACUGUAUAUAUCAUAGGUGCAAUGAUAGAUAUGCAAAAUACAAAGCCUUUAUCUUUGGCAAAAGCCAAGAAGGAUGGUAUUCGCAUGGGCAAAUUGCCACUAGAAAAAUAUAUGGAGUGGGGUCCUAGUUCAUGUAAGAAAUUUUCACUCAAUCAGAUGAUAAAUAUAUUAUUGGAUUUAAAAUACACAGGAAAUUGGAACAAAGCAUUACAGCAUGUGCCAAAUCGAAAGUUAAAAGAAUCCAGGGAAUAUAAGCUACAAAAGCAAUUGACAAAACAUUUGCAGUUGCAAAAAAUGGAAACUCAAGAAUCAUCCGCUUGAAUAAAAUUUUAUAUACAACAGUAAAAAACAGAAUGAUUGUAAAGUUGAUUGUAUAUCAUAAAAGGUAACUUUUGUAAUUAUUGUACAUAUGUAUGUAUACAUAUAAUGAAUUUUAUACAUACAUAUAUAUAUGUGUGUGUGUGUGUGUGUGUGUGUGUGUGUGUGUUGUGUGUGUGUGUGUGUGUGUGUGUAAUAUAAAUGUACAAUAAAUUAAUAAGUGUUAUUCUAAAUGAUAUUACAAAUUUCAUUCCUUUCGACUUUUACAUACACACAAGCACAUAUAUCUAUUUUUAAUUGCACUUGUUCUCAAUUCUAUAUCUAUAUAUAGUUUCACUUGUAUUAAUUUCUUGAACUUAAUAAAAAUAUUUUUUUAUUUUUUUUUAACUAAUAAAAUUUACAGAAUUAACAAUUUAAUAUGUAAUAUUUAAUUGAAUAUUAUGCUUUUUAUCUCUAUGCUUCUCUCUCUCUCUCUCUCUCUCUCUCUCUCUCUCUCUCUCUCUCUCUCUCUCUCUCUCUCUCUCUGUAUAGAAAAAACGACUAUUACUAUCCAUUUUUCGGAAAGAAAGUCAAAUAGAAUCUUUUAUAAUGUCACUGUGAUAUUUGUCUUUGCAACUAAAUUGUCAUCAUCAUAUUAUUUCUUCUUUUUUUGAUGUUUUAUAAAAACAUAGAUUUUGAGAUACAUGCAUUCUAUUAAAUAUAUCAGAAUCCAAAUUUUGAAUUAUGAACAAAGUGUAUUUAAACUUUAUUAAAUACCUCUGGCUUAUAUAAUUUCUGUUCGCAUAGACAAAGAAAUACGAUAAUCUCUAAUUUUGUUUCAUUCAAUUAUUUGUCCUAUCUAAAAAUUUCAUUCUUGGAGAAAACGAGUGUUAUAGUCUAAAAAAAAAGAGACCCGGAUGCUUUUUUUGUACGCGCACCCCAAAUGCUUGUGUCUUCAGGGUCAGUCAUGCGCGGUCGUUGAAUAUUCGAUGAAUGAACUACGUGACGUCAUUGACAGUUAAUGUAGUUAGCCAGCCGGUUGUAAUGCUCGUUCGUGACAGAGGGAUGGCGAUCCAUGAGGUGGCGCGUGCGCUUUGCUGUCACAAUGCAUCCGAAAAACACGGAUGCCAGCCACGGGGCAGGCAAGCAAGUAGCCAGACAGACAGACUCCAUCGUCGUUUUCUUUUUUUCGUCACUGUCCGUGUUUUCGUGUGCGAAAGGACAGCUACAAAAGGAAGGCAACGACGAGAAGAAGCUACGAAGAUGACGAUCGGAAGAUAUUGUCCUCGUGUUUGAGGAGAUUCCGUCACUCGCGCGCUUCCAUUCCCUACGAAUAAACGGUCACCGCCGCGUUUAACGCAUUCAUUUAGGUGCUGUCAGUGUGAUUCAUCCUGUGCGUUUCCCAGAGGAAUUUUAGCAUCUCCCGUUUUUCUUUCUCUCGGCGAAAGAGGGAGAGAGAGAGAAAGCGUCUGCGCUCCGAUCUGUUCCGUGUGUUCUUUCCGAUUGAUCGAUAGUACAGACCUGUACUCGGAUAAUUGGGUCGCGCGCGACUAACCGCGGCCUGAAUAACAGAAUUGUCACAUUCAUCUGUCAGAAGGAAAAAGUGUCGGAGGUGGAUUUUCGCCGAGAGAAAAGCCUUUAGCUCUUAUAGCGUGUACGGAUUUUUAUGUCUUGGGCCACCUCCACGUAUAUGAUGAAAUUGCAGCUGCUCGUUAUCGAGACGGAUUAUUGCUGGAGGAAAGCGCUGCUUAGUUACAUUACGCAUUAUCCGAUCAUCGCACGAAGAAUGGAUCAUAUAUCAUGGCCGCGUUCGUACUUUGAAGCGAUUUCUGAGCGGCAUUAAAGCAGCAUAUAUCGAUAAUGUAUUUCAUCUGCUUUGAAUAAAGCAAUAUUUUCAUCGUUAA
Molecule: messenger RNA, 3225 nt
Organism: Cataglyphis hispanica
Lineage: Eukaryota; Metazoa; Arthropoda; Insecta; Hymenoptera; Formicidae
Product: mitochondrial ribonuclease P protein 1 homolog
Exons: 4
Coding region: 98-1345 (415 amino acids)
Biological process (GO): mitochondrial tRNA 5'-end processing; positive regulation of mitochondrial translation
Cellular component (GO): mitochondrion; nucleoplasm; nucleus
Molecular function (GO): tRNA binding
Source: RefSeq, a predicted model, not a curated record